GGAAAAAACCUCUGUUGCUAAGGAAAUUCAAAAAUUUACUUCUGCUGAUUCUUCUAAAAAUGACACAGGCGUGUUCAUGACCUCCAGGUGACCAAAAAAUAAAUUGGUUGCUAUGGAGAUAAAGCAACUGAAAAGCAGCUAUUUUGAAAGAACUUUUUUUUAAUGAAUUUGUGUCACUGCAGGUGGCAGAGGGGGAGGGGCAUAUAGCAGCUGCCCAGCCAUGGAGGAGGGGUCAAAGGGGGAAUAGGGGGAGAAUAGGGCGAGGGCGGUUUAAAUUUGAACUUUCUUCUUUUAUUGUUGUCUUUAUAUGUUCAUUUCUCUGAUCUGGUCUCGUAUCUGUUUGUGGUUUAAAUUCUUCGUUCGUCUUCUCUGUUCUCGUUCGUGCCGUCAUCCUUCAUCCCAUUACUUCCCACCAUGUGGGUGAUUUUUCUUUUUCCUCCAUCGCAGAACUUCUGCUCCAACUUUCACUUCCAUCCUUCCCUCUGCGGCCGUCCUGGUGCUGAGGCUGAAGCCGUGGCUCCACCCGCCGCUGGGAAAGCGGCGUUCGGUGGCGGCGCCUGCUCCUCAUUAGUCCCACAUUCUGCAGGUCGACCCUCAUUAAUGCCGCUGGAUGUUUACAGAGUCUUCAUUAGCAGCUGUCCCUCCAGCGAUAACAGAGCUUCAGAAAAGCCGUCAGCUCUGCAGAUAAGGACGGCGAGCUUCUAUUUUGGUUGACGCGAGUCCCCCUGUUUACUUUGGGAGCAUGGGAGAGGACACCCGGAUCAUUCUGGCACCAUCUCCAUGUUCAAACUUAACGCAAAAGUCAGUUUUAACCUGAGGAGACGGCGAAGGGCUCCGGGAUGAAGAGCUUUCUGUUCCAGCUGCGCCUCAGUUUGGCGCUCGCCAUCGGCUCCUGCCUCUGCAAGCCUCUCGGCAACAACAUCCACGCCGAGGCGCCGCUGGACGGGAUGCCGCCGGACCUUCUGGACGAAGAGGAGAUAGAGUCCAGAAUGGAGAACCUUCUGGAAAGCUUGAAGGAGGGUUUCCUGAGGCAGCUGAACCUGUCAGAGGUCCCUCAGGAGAACUUCAAGGUCUCGCCCCCCCAGUUCAUGGUGGAGCUGUACAAGAAGUAUUCCUCCGACCGGCUGGCUGCCCCCCAAUCGGAUGUCAUACGAAGCUUCACCGUUCAAGAAAUCCCGGUCAGCGAGACCAACAACUCCAGGUCCAAACACCGGCUCCAGUUCGGCGUCAGCAUCCCCGGACAUGAAAAGAUCACCACCGCCGAGCUGCAGCUCCUCUUCCUCCCAGACGGCAGGUCAAAGGUCGCCUCACAGAGCCCCAAAACCACCGUCAAGGUCUACCAAGCCGACGCCGGCGCCAGCAGCUCCCAGACUCCUCUGCUGCUGGGCAAAGAGGCGGUGGGCUGGAAGAGCUCGUGGGUGACGUUUGACGUGACCACAGCGGUUCAGAGGUGGGCUCGGUCGGGCCGGGGGGCCGCCGCUUUUGAUGUGGUGGUGGAGAGGAGGGACUGCGGCGCCUCUCCCGGCACGGCCAGCUGCCUCAACAUGAGCCUGUCCGUCGGGGACAACUCCUCGGCUGCCCUGAUAGUCUUCUCGGAUGACCUGGGCAACAGGAGGCGGAAGAAGAACGAGGAACUACGAGAAAUGAUUCUCCACGAAGAGGAAACUCUGCUGCACUCGGGCGCCGACUGGUACCGAGGGAACCAGAUCCCCAACGAGGUCCCCGGCGCUCAGCCCCCACGCCGGCCCAAACGGAAGGCCGAGCGGGAAUACUGCCGCAGGAGCUCGCUCAAGGUCAACUUCAAAGACAUCGGCUGGGACAGCUGGAUCGUGGCGCCUCCGGAGUACGACGCCUUCGAAUGCCGGGGCCAGUGCUACUACCCGCUGACGGACGAGUCGACGCCGUCCAAGCACGCCCUCAUCCAGACGCUGAUGAACAUCCGGGAUCCGCGCAAGGCCAGCAUGGCCUGCUGCGUGCCCAUCAAGCUGGACCCCAUCACCGUCAUGUACCAGGAGAACGGACGGCUCACCAUCAGAUACCUGUACGAGGAGAUGAAGGUGGCCGAGUGUGGAUGCAGGUAGCCAGGAAGAGCGGCGGCGAGCAGAAACAGGAAACCACCAGACUCUGAACCAUCAACUUCCCACUUUGAGUUGGCUUUUCUGAAGGAGGGAGACGGGUCCAAUGAAAAAGAAUUGAUUCUUCUGGAGGAAACUGAAAAUAAAAACUCAGAAAUCCAACAAAUUUACUUAAAAUCUGAGAAAAAAUGUUAGUAUUUUUACAGAUUAAAGCUACUUUAUUUCCCGCCCAAAAAGGCAAACCUAAAAGCCCCAAUCCAGAGUGUCUCAUGUAUUCAAAGCGAUUACAUGAUGCUCGGUCAAAAAGUUUGGUUGGCUUUUGUUUUAAACACGCUAACACAGCUAGCAUGUAGCAGUGUCUGACUGUUUCUUUACACGCUACUUAGAAGUUUUAUGAAUACGUCAACACAGCUAUCGGUUCUAAAGCGCCAAAUAUGUAGCGUAUCGGACUACUAGCAGGUUUGGGAGUUAGCGUAGUCGCAGUAACGUUUAUUUUAGCCGUUUUCUUAGAUGUUGCAAACAAGGUUGUUGUGAAUACACAAAUGUGGCUAACAUGGAUCCCUUAAACCAGGAGAGUCAGACUCAAUCACACAACGGGCCAGAAUCCAAAACACACCUUAGAUCACGGGACGAACAGGAUAAACAUUUACUGAACACUCUAAAACUACAUUUUAAAAACUGUAACUUUUUAAUAUA
Molecule: messenger RNA, 2771 nt
Organism: Oryzias melastigma (Indian medaka)
Lineage: Eukaryota; Metazoa; Chordata; Actinopteri; Beloniformes; Adrianichthyidae
Gene: gdf2
Product: growth differentiation factor 2
Exons: 2
Coding region: 840-2081 (413 amino acids)
Biological process (GO): SMAD protein signal transduction; BMP signaling pathway
Cellular component (GO): extracellular region
Molecular function (GO): growth factor activity; cytokine activity
Source: RefSeq, a predicted model, not a curated record